CUGAUGGCUGUUCCUUGCACCCGUCGCCUUCUCUUAAUUGGACUUUUGCUGGUGCUUGCCGCUGAUAGUGCGUUUGGACGUUUUCUGCCUGCUGCUGUCGAACAACAUAAUCUUCGCUUCAAACGUGGGGCUGAUGACAUCUUUCUGCGUGAUACUAAGGAUUGGAGCAAGUACGGAAUCGCUACGGGUGUCUAUCUAGUUAUCUCCCUUGUGAUCUACGUUGCUACAUUCUGUUGUGCUCUUGAGAAGAAAUGCGCCGCUGCUGCGGGUCCACCUCCUUCGGCAUCAGCAACUUCUCUCGGUCCGGCUAGCAGUGUGGCGAGUUCAGCAAGUACAAGAACGGCUAAAGGCCCGAGCCCGAGUGAGGCUAGUAUGCGGACAGCGCUGCAACAGUCAAUUAGGAUGGACUCGAGAACGCAAAGGGAGACGGAGAGGGCUGCUGCUUCAUCUCGCAAGUCUGGAAAGGUUUCGCCAUCAACUCGCCUUCCAACGGCAUCUGCGAAGGAGCAAACGGCAUCUAGGAAGACGACGUCUGCCAGGACUUCAUCUGCUAGGACCGCAUCUGCUGGAACCACAUCGAAGAAGAGCACGUCAAAGGCUACCAAGUCGAAGAAAGGGACCUCUUCAAAGGGGACGACGGAUACUGGGAAGAGUACUUCGGGAUCAGCCCGUUCGACUUCGGGCGGAAGCGGUAAAGCGGCAGCAAAUCAUCUGGUUCCGGUUCCGUCUACUCCGAAACUUCCAGUGGCGCUUCCAGCGGUUCGAAUGAGGGUACAACUAGCGGUGGAUCUCAUAGUUCUGGUUGAAAAGGAUAGAAGGAAAAGGAAAGAAUGGAUGGAUGAAAUAAAGAUAUAUAAAAGCAAAAUACGUUCAUGGUUGUGUUGUAGAGCCUAUAUUGUUGUUAUUGUCCUCCCGAAAAAGAUUUUGUAUUCCCUCCUUCCAUUAUUGUAUUCAAUCACAUGUAGGUAUGUAUGUAUAUUAUAUGCUAUUAAGUCCGAAAAUAAUCGGGAAUGUACUUUAUUGUUGUUUUGA
This is a messenger RNA of Meloidogyne enterolobii, 1032 nucleotides long. The record is from the annotation of a GenBank genome assembly. Lineage: Eukaryota; Metazoa; Nematoda; Chromadorea; Rhabditida; Meloidogynidae.